AUGGGCGCAAACUACAUGGAACUCCAGCCAGGCGCUCAGGUCCCGCCCCAAAUGUUGAAGAGCCGCCAGACAAAAAGCUACUCGAAGCGCAAGAAGACAAGGGUAUUCGCUCUCCUGCGCCGUCGGACCUGGGCGUUCCCAUUGUUCCUCACGAUCGCGAUCCUCUCUCUCUACGCCGUCAAUCCGACCGACUCUAACCCGACGUACCAUUUCAUAUUCCCCUCCUACAAGCUCGACGAUGACAGCGCCGGGACAAUUCAAUAUGGCAAGGGACCUUGGGACAUCGCCUUCGUUGCCUUCUACACAAUAUUCCUCACCUUCACCCGUGAGGUCUGCAUGCAAGAGCUCCUGACGCCCCUCGCUCGCGCAUGGGGCAUCAAAUCCCGCGCCAAGCGCGCACGCUUCGCGGAGAACAUGUACACAGCACUCUACGUGACCGUCAUCGGGCCCUGGGGUCUCCACGUCAUGAGCCGUACGCCAGUGUGGUAUUUCGACACCCACGGGAUGUAUGAGGGCUUCCCGCACCGCACGCACGAUGCCAGCUUCAAGUGCUACUACCUCCUACAGGCAGCGUUCUGGGCGCAGCAGGUGGUGGUGAUGGUGCUGGGCUUGGAGCAACGGCGCAAGGACUUCCAUGAGCUUGUCGCCCACCACGUCGUCACGGUUGCGCUCGUUGCGCUGAGUUAUCGCUUCCAUUUUGCGUAUAUGGGUAUUGCGGUGUACAUCACGCACGAUAUCAGCGAUUUCUUCCUGGCAGUGUCAAAGUCGCUGAAUUAUCUCGACAACAAGCUUCAAGGGGUGUCGUUUGGGGUGUGUAUCGCAGUGUGGAUCUACCUCCGGCACUACAUCAAUCUGCGGAUUCUCUAUUCUGCGCUGCCUGGAUCCGAGUUCAGUACCGUUGGGCCAUAUGAGCUGAACUGGGAGACUGAGCAGUAUAAGUGUCCGCUGUCAAACUUCAUCACCUUUGGCCUCCUGGCUUUGUUGCAGGCACUGAACCUGUUCUGGCUGUAUUGCUUACUGCGCAGCGCUUACAAGUUUGUCUUCUUGGGGGUUGCCAAGGAUGAUAGAUCGGAGGACGAGGAAGUUCCCACAGCUCAGCGCGUCGUUCAAAAGGAAGGACAUGUAAUGACAGCGUCGGAUGUGUCAUCCCACAGUCUUGAUGAACCCAGGCCUCUAUUAUCGCAAGACUCUGUGCAGCAGAGAAGGCCUAGAAAGGCAACGACAUAG
This is a messenger RNA of Colletotrichum costaricense, 1227 nucleotides long. Its product is annotated as TLC domain-containing protein. The coding region runs from base 1 to 1227 and encodes 408 amino acids. The record is from RefSeq and is a predicted model, not a curated record. Gene Ontology annotation, molecular function: sphingosine N-acyltransferase activity. Gene Ontology annotation, biological process: ceramide biosynthetic process. The transcript has a single exon. Gene Ontology annotation, cellular component: membrane. Lineage: Eukaryota; Fungi; Ascomycota; Sordariomycetes; Glomerellales; Glomerellaceae.